This is a messenger RNA of Psilocybe cubensis, 1239 nucleotides long. RefSeq lists its product as uncharacterized. The transcript is spliced from 3 exons. Gene Ontology annotation, cellular component: cytoplasmic stress granule. Gene Ontology annotation, biological process: cytoplasmic stress granule assembly; regulation of mRNA stability; nuclear-transcribed mRNA catabolic process, nonsense-mediated decay. Gene Ontology annotation, molecular function: mRNA binding. Lineage: Eukaryota; Fungi; Basidiomycota; Agaricomycetes; Agaricales; Agrocybaceae. The coding region runs from base 1 to 1239 and encodes 412 amino acids. The record is from RefSeq and is a predicted model, not a curated record.
AUGUUGACCGAGAUUUUUGCUGUUGCUGGGCCCGUGCAACACGUUAAAAUCAUCCCAGACAGGAACUAUCAACACGGUGGCCUGAAUUAUGGAUUCGUGGAGUAUAUGGACAUGCGUGCUGCAGAAACUGCGCUUCAAACUUUGAACGGCCGUAAAAUAUUUGAUACGGAGAUUCGAGUUAAUUGGGCCUAUCAAGGUCAACAAAAUAAAGAGGACACCACAGGUCACUACCAUGUCUUCGUAGGGGACCUUAGCCCUGAAGUCAACGACGAGGUUCUUGCCAAAGCAUUUAGCGCCUUUGGAACCAUGUCGGAUGCGCGUGUUAUGUGGGAUAUGAACUCUGGAAAAUCUCGUGGUUACGGCUUCCUUGCUUUCCGCGAUAAAACGGACGCGGAGCAAGCAAUCGCCACCAUGAAUGGCGAAUGGUUAGGAUCAAGGGCAAUUCGCGUCAACUGGGCCAAUCAGAAAACUCAGGGUGCCCCCCCUGGUGCUAGUUCUCCGCAUGCUUCAAGCGCGCCGCUCGGAGGCACUGGAGGUGCUCCUGCUCCUAUCAACUUCCAAGGCGGGCCUUUGUCGUAUGAAUCUGUUGUUCAGCAGACACCAGCCUAUAACUCUACAGUUUACGUGGGCAAUCUCGUUCCUUACUGCACCCAAGCAGACCUUAUUCCUUUGUUCCAAUCGAUCGGUUAUCUGUCCGAAAUUCGUAUGCAAGCUGAUCGCGGAUUCGCUUUUGUCAAAUUGGACACUCAUGAACAUGCUGCCAUGGCUAUUGUCCAAUUGCAGGGCCAAAUGGUUCAUGGUAGACCUAUCAAGUGCAGUUGGGGUAAGGACAGAGCUGAUGGCGCUGCCGCUCAGCCAGCUGUUAGCCCAACCGCAGCAGCUACUCCCUACGGCAAUAUGCCUAUGUACGGCAUGCCCCAACCGACUAGCUAUGGGCAAUAUGGCUUUGGCGGUUACGCCGGAUUCCCUGGCCAAGCAGCCGCAGCUCCUGGUGGAGCAACCUCGGCAUCUCCUGGAAUGCCUCAAACUGGUGCACCCACCGCGGGAUUGGGACUUACUGUCGGGGGACAGCAACCCGGUGCAGAUUUGAACUCUGCCGCAGGUGCUCAGACCGCUCAACCUCAGUGGGGUGCUACCGACCCAAAUUACUAUUCGAAUUAUUGGGGAGGCUACUAUGGUCAACAAGCUGCGACUACCCAACCCACUGGAGGCGAUACACAGAUGCAAGGACCAGCCUAA